Molecule: messenger RNA, 734 nt
Organism: Daktulosphaira vitifoliae (grape phylloxera)
Lineage: Eukaryota; Metazoa; Arthropoda; Insecta; Hemiptera; Phylloxeridae
Gene: CCDC53
Product: WASH complex subunit 3
Exons: 3
Coding region: 154-624 (156 amino acids)
Biological process (GO): actin filament polymerization; exocytosis
Cellular component (GO): WASH complex
Source: RefSeq, a predicted model, not a curated record
UUAUCACAAAAUUUGAAAUCAAAAUAUUAUAGUAAAAAUGUUAUUUUCUGAUUUAUGAUAAAAAAUCUUCAUGAUACCGAGAUCAUGAAGUGCAAUUGAAUCAUCGACGACUAAUUUACAACUUUAUAGCUUACGCUGAUACAAAUAAUAAUUAUGGAAUUUGAAAAUGCUCCAACAUUGGAAGAACGUCAAUUGGUUACAUUUAUAAAUCAUUUUAUAAUAACUUCAGUCACAUUCCUAAAUAAUUUUAUGGUUCAUUGUGAUAGCAAACUUAUGGAAGUAGAACAGAGACUUCAAAAAGUAGCUGCAACAUUGUGUAUUUUAGAGACAAAAUUAAAUUCUAUCCCGGAUUUACGAGAAAUUGAAGAAAAGCAAACCUAUCAUUCAAAUGAAACUAUAAAAACUGAAAUAAAUGAAAAUUUAAAAAUUGAAGAAAAAGAAAAUUCUUUAAAAAAAGAAGAAACAUUAUUAGACAAAAAUAAUUUUUCUGAUAAUUCUGAAGAAAAAGUUUCUACCAGUGAUCCAGUUAUACUAAAAUAUCGCAAAAUGUUACAUGUUGGUGUACCAAGGGGUGCUGUUGAACUAAAAAUGUUACAAAGUGGUUUAGAUCCAAAAUGUUUAUAAUCAGUUAUUGUUAUGUUAUAUUUUUAUUUUAUUUUUUUACUUGUUGAAACAUAUAUAUUUAAAAAUUUUUUAUAAUUUUGAAACCAAAGUAAAAGUAUUAAUAAUAUUUA